CUGUGCAGCAAUAAGGUUAGAGUUUAGAGUAGUGGUUCCUCUCCAAAUGCCUACAGGAAGUCAAAAGCUAGCAGGACGGCAGCAACAACUUCUCACAUUUUCCAAAAUCUGGAGCAUCAAGAGGGGGAUGUUAUCUCGCUGUUUAAGCAAGUGUUGAGGCUGAAUGUAAUUUGUGAUAAUUUACUCGACAACACUGAAGCAAAAGAUGCAGAUAUGAGCCCAGAGGAGGAGCCAGAGUAUCAGACACCGCCCACCUGCGAUCUGCUCGGCCUUCUGCUGAAGAACAGACGCCCCACUGGAGCUGUCAACGAGGUUUGGCCCAACCUCUACAUCGGAAAUGCGGCAACGGCUCAGGAUAAAUCCCUGCUCGUGGAUCUGGGCAUAACGCACGUGGUGAAUGCUGCAGAUGGCCCCCAGCGCAUCAGCACCGGGCCCCGUUUCUACGAAGACACCAGCAUACGGUAUCACGGAGUGGAGGCGCCGGACUGUAAAGAUUUUGACUUGAGCCCAUUCUUCACUGAGACGGCUGAUUUCAUUCAUGCGGCUCUCAAGCAGAAAGGCAAGGUGCUGGUCCACUGUGCACGAGGAAUCAGCCGCUCAGCGACUCUGGCACUGGCCUUCCUCAUGAUCAGAGAAAGACUCACCCUGGUAGAAGCUGUGGAGGCUGUUCGCAGGCACAGAAACAUUCUUCCCAAUGUUGGAUUUCUGAGUCAACUCAGUCGCUUGGACUCUUCUUUGGCCCUGCAGAGGAAAACAACAAAACGUCAAGAAUUGGAGGAAUGUGGGAAAGUGGGAAUUUCUCCAUAAGGAUUUUUUUUCUUUAUUACUUUUGACCUAUUAUUUACAGUUCAUCUAAACAUGGCUGCUAGAUGUAUUUAAUUGCAAUGUUUCUACCUUCAGUUGGCACAUUUUGUGUUAUCCAUCACAACUUUUAUUAUGCUGUCAUCCAGUUAAGCACAGAUCCAACUCUGAGGUCUGCAGUGUAUUAACAAACAAUAGCUGAUGGACUUGAUAUUCAUUGUGGAUUAAUAAACUCAAGUAAGUUUAGAGAGACUGCAAAAGAGUUGUUGAUUUGCCCUUUAGGCUCGACUGAACUCAUUUUAAAAAGUCAUCAAAAUACUUAAACGGUUGUUUUUUAAACUUUUUUUUCAAAUGACAUUUUUCAAUCUAACCUAGACUUAAUUUUCUAAACGUUUUUUGGGCUAACAUAUUUUGCCUUUUACUCAGUUCUUUUAUCGGCAGAACAUAUUUAGACUUUUUUUCAAUGACAUUUUGACUGACAUAUUUCAACUUAUUUUUCUAUUAAAAAAAACAAUGGAUGAAAGACGGUAUGGUCACACAGCACAAUCCAUUACAAAUAACAAAAGCCCUGCAAUUCUUGAACAACAACAAAAAACAGUGUAAACUGUGCUCCACUUAAAUUCUCACAAUCCCUCAAAAUAUAGUUUCUAACUGCUGCAAUCCAGCAUGGUACAGUUAAAACUGCAAUCUCUAACGAGGCUUGAUACAAGAUGAUAAAAAUAUGCCGGCACAACUCUGAGUGUGUGUGCAGAUUGAGGUCAGACUUUGAAAAGAGAUGAAACGCUGAAGCCAUCUUAAUAAGAGAUGCUCUACAGAGCACACUGGGAGAAAAGAGAGAUAGAGAGAGAUGCUGUCAAAA
Pungitius pungitius (ninespine stickleback) is the source of this 1660-nucleotide messenger RNA. It is a transcript of the gene dusp13a, whose product is annotated as dual specificity phosphatase 13a. The transcript has 3 exons. The record is from RefSeq and is a predicted model, not a curated record. Lineage: Eukaryota; Metazoa; Chordata; Actinopteri; Perciformes; Gasterosteidae. The coding region runs from base 214 to 807 and encodes 197 amino acids. Gene Ontology annotation, biological process: negative regulation of MAPK cascade; protein dephosphorylation. Gene Ontology annotation, molecular function: protein tyrosine/serine/threonine phosphatase activity; MAP kinase phosphatase activity. Gene Ontology annotation, cellular component: cytoplasm.